Hibiscus syriacus is the source of this 1391-nucleotide messenger RNA. Its product is annotated as inositol 3-kinase-like. Gene Ontology annotation, biological process: myo-inositol hexakisphosphate biosynthetic process. Gene Ontology annotation, molecular function: kinase activity. The transcript is spliced from 2 exons. Bases 118 to 1251 code for a protein of 377 amino acids. NCBI's taxonomy places the organism in Eukaryota, Viridiplantae, Streptophyta, Magnoliopsida, Malvales, Malvaceae. The record is from RefSeq and is a predicted model, not a curated record.
UUUACGGCUUCCAUGUCUUCUCUCUAAAUCUCUCUCUUUCCCCCUCUCAAUGGAUUCUAAAUUUUUUUCCCAUUCUCCUUUUCAUCUAAAACCCCCUUUUGUCACAUUCUCUCUGCCAUGGUGACCACCACCAUCCCUCAACCCCAAAACACCCUAAUUCAAAGCGUUCUCAUUGUCGGUAAUUACUGCCACGAUGUCCUUCUCCACGACGGCGCCGUCGUCGCCGAAACCCUCGGUGGAGCCUCCUCUUUUAUCUCCAACGUCUUUACCGCCCUCUCUGUUUCUUCCCAUUUAACAUCAAAAGUCGGGUUCGAUUUUAAAUACCCGGUUAAUCACGACCCCAUCGUGAUUCCCACGUCCAAAUCCACCGUUUUCCACGCUUAUUUCGGUCAGGGCCACACCGAUAAUGCUCAUCAGGAUCGGGUCUUGAAACGUGUCGAAGUCUGUGAUCCGAUCAAUCCAUCGGAUCUGCCCGAUAAAAGGUUCGAUUUCGGAAUGGCCGUUGGGGUCGGCGGGGAGAUAUUGCCUGAAACGCUGGAGAAAAUGGUUGAAACAUGCGACGCCGUUUUCGUCGAUAUCCAAGCUUUAAUCCGUUCUUUCGACAAGAACGAUGGGACGGUGAAGCUCGUGGGGUUAAAAGAGAGUGGGUUUUACCAUCUGUUACCGCGGGUAAAAUUUUUGAAGGCCUCAUCGGAAGAGGCGCUGUUUAUGGACUUAGAGAAAGUGAGGCAAUGGUGUUGUGUGGUGAUAACACGUGGGAAAGAUGGGUGUGAAGUUUUUUGGAAAGAUGGAGAAAUGAAAAUCGAGCCUUUUGGGGCUAACCAGGUUGAUCCGACCGGCGCCGGUGAUAGCUUUCUCGGUGGCUUCGUUGGCGGUUUGGUCCAUGGGUUGGUUGUCCCCGAUGCUGCUUUGGUGGGGAACCUUUUUGGGUCGCUUACUGUUGGCCAGAUCGGUCUCCCUAAGUUCGACUUGAGACUUUUACAGAGAGUCAAGGAUGAGGUGCAAAGAAGGAAGCUGCACAAUACAUGCGGGUUUGAGAGCGAAGAUGAUUCGAUUAGUUUCAUGAAGCCGGCCGGGCAUGAUAAGUUUCAUGCAUCCCUAGCUUCGACAAAGUUAGUUUCCACAUGCUCCAUUCAAGAAUGUCUACAGGAAGUGCCAAGAUCGCCGGGGAGCGUACAGCAGGCUAUCCGGCCUCCGUGUAACGGACAGCAAAAGUUGUUACUAGGUUCUGUUUAUGAUAAACCAAUUUAAGCAGUAGAGGACACGGCAUUUCCCCCCUUUGUGGUGAAUCAAAUAAGUUGGGCGGAGUGAAGAUAUCUCUACGAGCCUUUAAAUGAAAGUUAAUUCUACUACUAGCAUGAAUGCUUGCAUGCUAUGUAUAUUUGUGUCUA